Molecule: messenger RNA, 4781 nt
Organism: Nannospalax galili (Upper Galilee mountains blind mole rat)
Lineage: Eukaryota; Metazoa; Chordata; Mammalia; Rodentia; Spalacidae
Gene: Gphn
Product: gephyrin
Exons: 23
Coding region: 1583-3901 (772 amino acids)
Biological process (GO): gamma-aminobutyric acid receptor clustering; molybdenum incorporation into molybdenum-molybdopterin complex; glycine receptor clustering
Cellular component (GO): postsynaptic membrane; cytosol; dendrite
Molecular function (GO): molybdopterin molybdotransferase activity
Source: RefSeq, a predicted model, not a curated record
UAUUUUACUCUAUUCCUCCUCAAUUCCCAUUUCUUUUGUACUCUCCAGUAUUUAAAAUUAAAGACACAGUGUGAAUCUUCAGUGAGUAGGAUGAGUAAUAAUAUCAUGUUCUAACUGGACUACAAAACCCAUAACCAUCACAUCAACUCUUGAUAUUUUGUUGUACAAAUGUUAUUAAACACUUUUUGAUACUUUUGUGCCUUUAUGUUUCAGACCAACUCGAUAUUUUGUUGUACAAAUGUUGAUUAUUAAACACUUUUUGAUACUUUUGUGCCUUUAUGUUUUACUAAGGUUAGGAAAAUGAGAAAAACGCACACACACACUUAAAAAAAGAGAGAAGUAGAAAGGGUCGGGAAAAGGUAAUUAAGAAACGUACAUAAAGUAGCUACAGGUGAUUAACAGUUUAUGGAGGACUUGGAAAUAAAUGACCAUAUUUUCACGGUAAUUUUAUUCCACAAAUACUGAAAUGAAACUCAAAGGCCAUGGCAACCGAUUCUGGUUCAAAGAGUGAGACUCAUCCUUCAUUUCCCGUUGAUGGAUGCACUUCAGCUCAAAGCACUGGUCGUGGCUAGGAAGCGAGGACCAGGACCACCGAUCGGCGGAAGGGGGAAGCCCUGCACGCCAGGCGCAGACUCCCAGGCUUCACCGUGAGGUCUCCUAAGGGAGUCUCGCAUCUCCAGCCAAGUGACAGAAAGCCUCUCUCCAGGAGAGCGGACGGAGGGUCAAGCGGCCGAGGCGCCACAGGAUAACCCGCCGCUUCGCCCACGGGGGACUCAGUCCCAGUGGACACCGUUCCGCCACCCACGCAGCUUUCCGAGCCGCCUCUAGGCGCUCCCCGCGCCUUCAAAGGAGCGGCCGGCUGCGCCCACCUCACCACGCAAGCCUGGCUCCUCAGAGGCUCCGCGGCGGGCAGAGCUAGAGGCAGCGGGCACCCGACGAGGCUGCAGGCUCGGCAGGGGAUUGCUUCUGUCUGGGGCCCGCCGAGGAGGCGUUCGUGCCUGGCGCGCACCCGCUCCGCGUUCGCCCAGCCAAUCCCGCGCUACUCGCGCGCCCAGGAGCGUUCCCCAGUCCCACUCAGGUUGGGCCGGCUCCUUCCCGCUCCAGGUACUCCGCAGCCGAGCUCUCACUCCUCCCCGCACUCUCCACGAGUUGCUCGCCUCGGGGUGUAGCUCCGCCCCUGUCCCCGAGUCCGCCCCCGCAGCCUCCAGAGCGUGUGCUCCCUUCUCCCCUCAGUCUCUUGCCAUCCAGGCGUCUCGGGUCUCCCACUCCGUGGAGCCAGGCGGUCUCUCCGGCCUUGCUCUGCCGCCUCCGCGCGCUCUCCCACCUCAAGCUCGCGUCUGCCCCGCCGGCCUCGGGGUCGCGCGGCCAGACUCCGCCCCCUCCGCGGACCCGCGCACUCCUGGCGCGGCCUCUCCCCCACGCAGGCCACUGGGCGCUCGGCCCCCUCCUUCCCGCUCGCCUCGCGCUCCCCGGGCGCCCUCGCUCUCGCGCUUUCCGAGGCAGGCAGGCGCGCUCCCGGCCGGCGCGCUCCGGGCUCCGGCUUCUCCCGGCUCCUGUCAGUGCGGUGACUGCGCUGGGAAACAUGGCGACCGAGGGAAUGAUCCUCACCAACCACGACCAUCAAAUCCGCGUCGGAGUCCUCACAGUGAGUGAUAGCUGCUUCAGGAAUCUUGCAGAAGACCGCAGUGGGAUAAAUCUUAAAGAUCUUGUCCAAGAUCCUUCUUUGUUGGGUGGGACUAUAUCAGCAUACAAGAUAGUACCAGAUGAAAUAGAAGAAAUCAAGGAAACUCUCAUAGAUUGGUGUGAUGAAAAGGAACUUAAUUUGAUAUUAACAACUGGAGGAACAGGAUUUGCACCACGGGAUGUCACCCCAGAGGCCACAAAAGAAGUAAUAGAACGGGAAGCACCAGGGAUGGCCCUGGCAAUGCUGAUGGGAUCACUUAAUGUUACACCUCUGGGCAUGCUCUCUAGGCCUGUAUGUGGAAUCAGAGGGAAAACUCUCAUAAUUAACCUACCUGGGAGCAAGAAAGGAUCUCAGGAAUGCUUUCAGUUCAUACUGCCAGCUCUACCUCAUGCCAUUGACCUCUUACGUGAUGCCAUUGUAAAAGUAAAGGAGGUGCAUGAUGAACUUGAAGAUUUACCUUCCCCACCACCUCCUCUUUCUCCACCUCCUACAACUAGCCCCCAUAAACAGACAGAAGACAAAGGGGUUCAGUGUGAGGAAGAGGAAGAAGAAAAGAAAGACAGUGGUGUUGCUUCAACAGAAGAUAGUUCCUCAUCACAUAUAACUGCAGCAGCCAUUGCCGCAAAGAAGCAUCCAUUCUACACCAGUCCUGCUGUUUUCAUGGCACAUGAUGGGCAGCCCAUCCCUGGUCUCAUCAGUUAUUCCCAUCACGCAACAGGCAGUGCCGAUAAACCGAUUCCAGACUCCAUCAUUUCCCGUGGUGUUCAGGUGCUCCCACGAGACACAGCCUCCCUCAGCACUACUCCUUCAGAAUCGCCUCGUGCUCAGGCUACAUCUCGCCUUUCUACAGCCUCCUGUCCAACACCAAAAGUCCAGUCCAGGUGCAGCAGCAAGGAGAACAUUCUCAGAGCAAGUCACAGUGCCGUCGAUAUCACCAAGGUGGCUAGAAGACACCGUAUGUCUCCUUUCCCUCUGACAUCUAUGGACAAAGCCUUUAUUACAGUCCUGGAGAUGACUCCGGUGCUUGGUACAGAAAUCAUCAAUUACCGAGAUGGAAUGGGGCGAGUCCUUGCUCAAGAUGUAUAUGCAAAAGACAACCUGCCCCCAUUUCCAGCAUCAGUAAAAGAUGGCUAUGCUGUUCGAGCUGCUGAUGGCCCAGGAGAUCGUUUCAUCAUUGGGGAGUCCCAAGCUGGUGAACAGCCAACUCAGACAGUAAUGCCAGGACAAGUGAUGCGGGUUACAACAGGUGCUCCAAUCCCCUGCGGUGCUGAUGCAGUAGUGCAAGUGGAAGAUACUGAACUUAUCAGGGAAUCAGAUGAUGGUACUGAAGAACUUGAAGUGCGAAUUCUGGUGCAGGCUCGACCAGGCCAAGAUAUCAGACCCAUCGGCCAUGACAUUAAAAGAGGGGAGUGUGUUUUGGCCAAAGGAACUCACAUGGGCCCCUCAGAGAUUGGUCUCCUGGCAACUGUAGGUGUCACAGAGGUUGAAGUUAAUAAGUUUCCAGUGGUUGCCGUCAUGUCAACAGGGAAUGAGCUCCUAAAUCCUGAAGAUGACCUCUUACCAGGAAAGAUUCGAGACAGCAAUCGUUCAACCCUCCUAGCAACAAUUCAGGAACACGGUUACCCCACAAUCAACCUGGGAAUUGUGGGAGACAACCCAGAUGACUUACUCAAUGCCUUGAAUGAGGGUAUCAGUCGUGCUGAUGUCAUCAUCACAUCAGGAGGUGUAUCCAUGGGGGAAAAGGACUAUCUCAAGCAGGUGCUGGACAUUGAUCUUCAUGCUCAGAUCCAUUUUGGCAGGGUUUUUAUGAAGCCAGGCUUGCCAACAACAUUUGCAACUUUGGAUAUUGAUGGUGUAAGAAAAAUUAUUUUUGCACUACCAGGGAAUCCUGUAUCAGCUGUGGUCACCUGCAAUCUCUUUGUUGUGCCUGCACUGAGAAAGAUGCAGGGUAUCUUGGAUCCUCGGCCAACCAUCAUCAAAGCCAGGUUGUCAUGUGAUGUAAAACUGGACCCUCGCCCAGAAUACCACCGGUGUAUAUUGACUUGGCAUCAUCAAGAACCACUGCCUUGGGCACAGAGUACAGGUAAUCAGAUGAGCAGCCGUCUGAUGAGCAUGCGCAGCGCCAAUGGAUUAUUGAUGCUACCUCCAAAGACAGAGCAGUACGUGGAGCUCCACAAGGGCGAGGUGGUGGAUGUCAUGGUCAUUGGGCGGCUAUGAUGGUCACCAACAGGAGAGAGCAUUGAUGCAUGUCCACAUAUCAUUGACUGUAUCCUGUAAUAUGCAACGGCACAGCUAGUUUUUCUGAUUUGGAUAAAAAAGUUGAUCUGUAUAGUCAACAUCUUGAACUAUACUUUCAAAUGAAUUUAAAUACCUUUUAAAGGAAAAAAAAACCUAAGAAUAAAUCUUAACAGACAACCCUAUUCUGAUUAUAUCAAAGCAAAAUUUCCUUUCUUGCAAAUUGCUUUGUGUGUUCAAUUCUAGGUCUGAUAGCGAUAGCUUUUAGUAGACAGCGGUAGGUGCCUGCAGAACUUGUGUUUUCCUCAUCUUUAAAAUACAACUACUUAUGCUCUUAAUCAAGGCUGUCUGCUUAUUUAUACUAGUAUAGGCAACACUUGGAUUUCCCUUCUUAGUAUGCUUCAUAACCGCUUUACAGAGAGCUUUUGCUUGUUCUUUAUCAUGUAUCUCGUGUUUAUGUGCUCCGUGCCAAAAGAAGAGUGACUGAGCGGAGGCCCUGCCCUUCCGCAAGAACCACCCUGCUGAGCACCCAGGGGAGUGCUCACCCUAGCAGCCUCAUGGCACAGUACUCUUGGGCAGUACCUGGAUACCUUUUAUUUGAACAAACAAACUGGGGGAAAGAUGCUUCCUUAAGUGCUGACAGCCUUUUUAACCAACACAUUUAAAAUUGUACAGAACAAAAAAAAAAUAAUAAUAAAAUCAAAGACUGAUCUUGUACAGAUAUUAGUGUUACCAGCAUUCAUGUGGAAAUCAAGAGCAAAGACAAAAUAAUGUUAAACAACUCUGUACCAUAACAUUUUCUGUAAUGAUACUGAACUUAAUGAAUAAAAAAAAAAAAUCCUUGAUCAUUAUUUAAAAAUGU